GCAUGCUCUGCAACUUAACAUCAUGUUCUGAAAGGCACCUCAACCAUGUUGCACAUGUCUUCCUCCUCUCCACUAAUAUUAACCAAUAGACAGAUAUACUAUCACAGUAUAUAUACUCUCACUGAGAUUGGUUGUCCCCUUUAUAUUUCAACACAGCAGUUUGCAGUUCCAUCUUGAAUCAAGACAAACACAAUCAGGAGCUAGAGGCUCUGCCCUCUAUCUCCAAUGCCUAUUCGGCUGCAUAUCUUUGUCAAUUCUGCAAGGCAUGCCAUCAACUCAUCGGCAUUCAUUUGUCGGUUCAUCGCAUACCAUCUUAGCCCGCUUUUGAUUCACUUAUCCUAUUUUCUUAUCAUUGAUAUACUUGGUUUUGUUUCCUUGGUGGUGCUCAGGCCAAGCAACCACAAGUACAAUCCUCGCUAUGUUGAUAUGUUUUUCCUAUCGACAUCUGCAGUUACAGUCAUAGGAUUAGCCACCAUACAAAUGGAGGAUCUUUCCAGCUCUCAGAUAGCUAUCCUGACUCUCUUGAUGUUCUUAGACAGUAAGAUGUUCCUUUCCUUUCUUGGCCUUGUCCUUGAGUCAAGCAAGCAAAACAAGCAUGAUCCUGAAAACCGUAGAGUCAGUUCAGUUACUGUGUGCAAGCAAUCACAGCUAGAAGAGGCGACUCCCCAAACUCCAUCCAUGAACUCCAUUGAUAUCAAGAAGAGAUGCCUCAAAUACUUAGUGUUUGUGGUGCUGGCAUACAUGAUCAUUAUUCUUGUCACUGGUUCUCUAUUGGUGUUCAUGUACAUAGCUCAUGUUUCAAGUGCUAGAGAUGUGCUAACAAGGAAAAGCAUCAACAAAGCUCUCUUCUCGAUAUCGGUCACAGUCUCCUCAUUCACAAAUGGAGGGUUAUUGCCGACAAAUGAGAGUAUGGUUGUAUUCUCCUCAAACAAUGGCCUCCUGUUGCUACUCAUUGGCCAGAUUCUUGCAGGCAGCACACUGUUCCCUGUGUUUCUGAGGUUGGUGAUAUGGGCAUUGAGAGGACUAAGAUUAGCAAAAGCUGAAGAGCCUGACUUCAUGAUGAACAACAGCAGCGCAGUAGGUUUCAGUCACCUGCUGCCUAACUUGCAGACAAUAUUUCUUGCAGUUGUGGAGGUUGCUUUUGUAGCCAUGACAGUCAUCCUCUUCUGCUGCUUGAACUGGGAUUCUGUAGUGUUUGCAGGGCUCAGCUCCCUCCAGAAGAUAACCAAUGCAUUGUUCAUGGCAGUGAAUGCAAGGCAGGCAGGAGAAAAUUCCAUUGAUUGUUCCCUUGUUGCGCCAGCGGCUUUAGUACUAUUCAUGGUCAUGAUGUACACUCCAUCCUUGACAAAGUUGUUCUCAGCAUGUCAAGAUCACAAACGAAUCGGCCCAGAAAGCGACGAUAGAACAAGCAAGGGGAAACCAUUCCUGAAGAUGAUGGCAUUUUCACCACUCGGCUUCAACACCACAGUGAUAAUGCUGGUCUGCAUCACUGAAAGGAGAUCACUCUCCACUGACCCUCUCAAUUUAUCCACAUUUAACAUCAUCUUUGAGGUGAUAAGUGCCUACGGGAACAUUGGGUUGUCCACUGGCUACAGCUGCUCGAGGCAGCUGCAGCACCAGGAGGGGAUUGCCUGCCAUGAGAAGGCGUACAACUUCUCGGGGUGGUGGAGUGAACCAGGGAAACUGAUUCUUGUUCUUGCAAUGCUCUGCGGGAGGCUCAACUCAAAGGAUUCCACAAGCGCACGAACUAGGUGAUGAUGAUCAGAAGCGAUCAGUAUGCGAUCGAUGUUCUGCAAGAAUCAAGAAUGCAGUGUACCAUCCCAUCAAAAAAAAAGAAAAGAAAAAUGGAUGCCCUCAACUAUGAUCUGCCCCUAUGUUCAAAUUUCAAUGAUCGGCGACGGCGCACUUACCACUGGCGGCGGCGGCGGCGGAGGGUGAUGCCCUUCGCGGGAGUGCCGCACCGGAGCUCGCCGCCGGCGAACAGACGGCGCCGUUGCAAUUCCUGCAAUUUUUCACAAAUGCAGACAGUGAAAAAAGCCCCUCCUUUUCUUAAAAAUUUAAUGGAUUAAAAAAGAGCACAUUUCUCCCCCUUUAA
Messenger RNA from Oryza sativa Japonica Group (Japanese rice), 2095 nucleotides. The record is from RefSeq and is a predicted model, not a curated record. Lineage: Eukaryota; Viridiplantae; Streptophyta; Magnoliopsida; Poales; Poaceae.